Molecule: messenger RNA, 2371 nt
Organism: Juglans microcarpa x Juglans regia
Lineage: Eukaryota; Viridiplantae; Streptophyta; Magnoliopsida; Fagales; Juglandaceae
Product: soluble starch synthase 1, chloroplastic/amyloplastic
Exons: 16
Coding region: 16-2106 (696 amino acids)
Cellular component (GO): chloroplast
Molecular function (GO): alpha-1,4-glucan glucosyltransferase (UDP-glucose donor) activity
Source: RefSeq, a predicted model, not a curated record
ACACAAAACCGCCAUAUGUCGAUGAUAACGGUGACGUGGCGAUAUUUGUUUAGAGAUUGCGCUACUUACGGACCGAGGAAUUCUUCACCGAGGAUUUAUUUUCCGUUUUCGUGGUUUCUGGAUCUGAUUUCGCAAACCCCACACACUCUCUCUCUCUCUCUGCAGUCUGCACCAUCUCAACAGAUGACAACCAAAGUUUCUUCAUGCAAAUCCUUCUCAAAUCCAUUACAAGCUAAAUUUAAUAACUUCAGAGUGAUUGGGCAAGUUGGUUUUGCUCCUUUGUGGAGCAGCAGAAGUAGAAGUGGGUAUUUGAGGCUUAGAGCAUCAAUUUCUGCUGGUGGGGUUGGUGGUUCGCAAGAUGCUGUCGAAGAGGAAAAACAGGAAAAGGGUCUCUUUCUGGGCACAGAGAGGGAUGGCUCUGGCGCUGUUAUUGGGUUUCACUUGAUUCCUCAAUCUGGUGAAGUUGAAGUCAAUGAAGUCAACUCUGUCAAAGACAUAAAUAUUAAUAACUUGGAAGAAGCUGAGGAGAUAGAAGGAGAAGGGAAGGCCCAGACAGGAGUAACCUACAAUAUUGUUUUCGUUACUGCUGAAGUGGCCCCAUAUUCAAAGACAGGGGGCUUGGGAGAUGUUUGUGGUUCUUUGCCUAUAGCAUUAGCAGCUCGUGGACACCGUGUUAUGGUUGUCUCUCCUAGAUAUUUGAAUGGUUCUACUGCAGAUAAGAACUUUGCUAGUGCUGUUGAUUUGGAUAGCCGCAUUAAAGUAUAUUGCUUUGGAGGGGUGCAAGAAGUUGACUUCUUCCAUGAGUAUAGGGACGGUGUUGAUUGGGUAUUUGUUGACCACCCCUCAUACCAUAGACCUGGAACUCUAUAUGGGGAUACUCGUGGUGCUUUCGGUGAUAAUCAGUUUCGGUUCACUUUACUUUGCCAUGCAGCAUGUGAAGCUCCACUAGUGCUUCCAUUGGGAGGGUUCACUUAUGGCGAGAAAUGUGUGUUCCUUGCCAAUGAUUGGCAUGCAAGCCUUGUGCCAGUACUAUUGGCAGCCAAGUAUCGUCCAUAUGGAGUCUAUAAAGAUGCUCGAAGUAUUCUUGUAAUCCACAACCUUUCACAUCAGGGAGUGGAAUCAGCAGCAACAUACAAGAAUUUGGGACUUCCUUCGGAGUGGUAUGGAGCCCUGGAAUGGGUUUUUCCAACAUGGGCAAGGACACAUGCUCUUGACCCAGGUCAAGCAGUCAAUCUUCUGAAGGGUGCAGUUGUGACAGCUGAUCGUAUAUUGACUGUUAGCCAGGGCUAUUCCUGGGAAAUAACAACAGCUGAAGGCGGAUAUGGUCUACAUGAGUUGCUAAGUGAUCGAAAGAGUAUUAUUAAUGGGAUCACAAAUGGGAUUGAUGUUGCUGAAUGGGACCCAUCUUCAGACGAGUAUAUCCCUUACCAUUAUUCUGUUGAAAAUAUUUCUGAGAAGGUUCAAUGCAAGACUGCUUUACAGAAAGAACUGGGUCUUCCCAUUAGGCCUGAUUGCCCAUUGAUUGGGUUUAUCGGGAGACUGGACUACCAGAAAGGCAUCGACUUGAUCCGGUCGGCAAUUCCAGAGAUAAUGGAAGACGAUGUACAAUUUAUUAUGCUUGGCUCUGGGGAUCCGAUGUUUGAAGAUUGGAUGAGAGCAACAGAGUUCGCUUAUAAAGAAAAAUUCCGGGGUUGGGUUGGAUUUAAUGUCCCAAUUUCUCAUAAGAUAACUGCAGGCUGUGACAUACUGUUGAUGCCCUCAAGGUUUGAGCCCUGUGGGCUAAAUCAAUUGUAUGCAAUGAGAUAUGGAACUGUGCCCGUGGUUCAUGACACUGGGGGACUCAGAGAUACUGUAAAAAAUUUCAAUCCAUAUGCUCAAGAAGGCAAAGGUGAAGGUACAGGAUGGACUUUCUCUCCUCUGACAAAAGAGAGCAUGUUGGCGGCUUUAAAAAUUGCCGUUCGGACUUAUAGAGAGCACAAGUCUUCUUGGGAGGGAUUGAUGAGAAGAGGGAUGCAGAGGGACUGCACAUGGGAAAAUGCGGCCAUUCAAUAUGAACAGGUGUUUGAAUGGGCAUUCAUUGAUCCACCUUAUGUCAGCUCAGAUUAAAAGAGCAGAUAGAACUAAGAAGGGUGCCAGAAAAAAGAAGAAACAAACAAACCUCCAGCUUUUUCCUUGGUUCCAGUCUUACAUGAGAGCUAUUCAUUGUCAUACCAGCUUGGAAACUACACGUUCUUUUUCCAUUCCCACUUCAAGGUGGUAUAUAUAUCUACAAUAAUUUUGGUCAUUCUUUUGGUUGAGAAGGUGGUACUUGUAUUAAAAGUGCACUUUAUUCUUCUAGAUAGUAUAAGAUGGAUGGAUGUUUUAUGUUGAA